Molecule: messenger RNA, 753 nt
Organism: Rodentolepis nana
Lineage: Eukaryota; Metazoa; Platyhelminthes; Cestoda; Cyclophyllidea; Hymenolepididae
Source: the annotation of a GenBank genome assembly
GCCCAUCUUCGCCAAGAAAAGCCACCCUUUUCUGGUGAUCGAACUGAUAUUUCGCUAAAAGCUAAGGAAAUCUGCAUACCACCUGAAUUCGUUAAUGCCGUGAAGAAUCCUGAUCAGAUAUGGCAAUCCGAUACCGAAAUUGUCAACUCGAAGAGCGCUAUAAUCGAGUUCAGUAAUGAAAUGGCUAAUGAACCAGGGCUUACUGACAUGAUUAUUUGCAUGGGAGGAGACGGAACGCUGCUUCAUUUAGCUUCGAUAUUCCAGAAUACCGUUCCUCCUGUUAUAUCAUUCUAUAUGGGCAGUUUGGGUUUCCUCACUCCCUUCAACUUUGCUGACUUUCCAUUCCUAAUUAAAAAAUUUUAUUCUGAUGGUGGUCCAUGCAUUCUGCGAAAUCGACUCCAUUGCCGAGUGAUUCGAGGUGAAGAGUCGUUACCAUGUUCGGAAACUUGCAGUACUCGCUGUUCCCUGAAAUCUCAAUUGGAAUCCGAUUCUUCUCAGAUUCUGAAUGAGGCGACCUUCACUCGAGGAAUCUGCCCCUACCUUGCUACUCUAAUCCUGUGUGUCGAUGGCAAGGAGGUUACACGUUUCCAAGGCGACGAAAAUCUUGGUGUGAGCACACUCUCGGUGGGCACGGUGGUUUCCGAAAGUGUUCCAGGAACUUUCUUUAGCUGUUUUGGAAAAGAUGGAAGUGAAAGGGUGGCACCCAAAGGGAAAAUCUCGGCCUGUCAAGUUCAAAGCCGAAAGGUUCAUUAA